AUGCUAAUAUCACGAUCAUUCGCAACCGCACUUAUCGUAAUGCAAGCUGCGUUUUUAUUUUUGAUACUGAUAGGAGUAUGGAAACAAAGUUACAAUCAACCAUGCCCUAAUAAUCUACCCCAGCAAGAAAAGUCAAUUAGAGAAGUGCAUCCUGAAUCUGUUUCACAAAAUAAUUUGAUUGUUGGUGUUGCACUUUCAUUGCCGAUCACAGUAGUUUCGCAUUUCGUUCAAUCGGCGCGUUUAACAUGUAGAUCGUGCACGAUCUCAUUAUUUAUUUACAAGCACGAGUCCGAAAGUCGGGAUUUUGUUGAUCUGGCUCAUAUCUACGAUAUACAAUGGCUUGUUUAUGAAGAAUUUGAUGUAAGCGCAAAAUAUUCUGAACCAAGCAAUAUCAUACGUAAAAUACGAUGGUUGUUAUUUAAUACCUAUUUUAAUAAUCUUGUGAAACAGGAUGUCUCUAUUAUUGAUGUCUUUAUUACUGAUGUAGCUGGUGUCACUUUUCAAACGAACAUCUUUGCGCAUACAGAAACCUAUGGCAAAGGUCUUUGUAUCUUCAAUGAAAAUCCACCAGUUCUUGUAGGUACAACAUCUGCAUAUCGUGAAUCAUUAAUCGGAUGUUUUGAUGUGAACAUUGCCGAGAAACUUGCAAAUAAAAACAGUUUUAGCCCGAGUGCGAUAGUUGGCUCAUGGGAAAGUAUUAAAUCCUACGUGGCUACUAUAUCCAAUUUGAUAGUAAAUCAUGAAGAAAGUCCCUGCAGCACGUUUUUAUAUGAUAAUCAUUUUCACUUUUAUGCGAUUUAUGUUACUGAUGUAUCCAGUCGAACAACGAUCUAUCAGAUUCCUCAAGAAACUAGUUUUAUUGCUUUGAGAGCUGAUGAAAGUACUUUUGUUCGUAAUGGCUUUGGAUUGGCAUUGAAUUCGAAUGGAACUAUAUUUGCUGUUAUUCACGGUCAAAAUCCGAACAAAGAAACUUGA
Molecule: messenger RNA, 975 nt
Organism: Rotaria socialis
Lineage: Eukaryota; Metazoa; Rotifera; Eurotatoria; Philodinida; Philodinidae
Source: the annotation of a GenBank genome assembly